Podospora bellae-mahoneyi is the source of this 855-nucleotide messenger RNA. RefSeq lists its product as uncharacterized. The transcript has 4 exons. Lineage: Eukaryota; Fungi; Ascomycota; Sordariomycetes; Sordariales; Podosporaceae. Bases 1 to 855 code for a protein of 284 amino acids. The record is from RefSeq and is a predicted model, not a curated record. Gene Ontology annotation, molecular function: oxaloacetate decarboxylase activity; 4-hydroxy-4-methyl-2-oxoglutarate aldolase activity.
AUGCGUGGAGUUGUGUCUUGUUUGCCCGUGAAGCCUGCAUUGUUAUAUCGUCAGCCGAGCACCCCAUCUUCUUCCAGUUUGAGAUUUGUUGUCAGAACCCCGCCAAACCAAUUACAGCCGAGGUUGUUAACACCAACACUGUUCAACCAACAGAGGUCGCUGUAUUCCAAGAUGGCUACUCCAACCGCACCAGAGGAUCCAAUUGUGAAGGCGUUGCAAGAGUUCACUACUUGUGACGUUUCCGACGCCCUGAUCAAGCUCAAGUACCGCAAUGGCGGGUUCCUAUCCGGGCUGACGAUGUGGUCCCCUCAGAGACAGGACGGGGAUACAAAGAUUGUUGGGCCGGCGUAUACGGUCCAAUAUGUCCCGCUGGACGAUCCUAGGCCGAAGCAUCCGAGUCAUUAUAUCGACUCUGUCCCUCCGGGAGCGGUUAUCUUUGUUUCUUGCCCUCCCAAGACUCCAAAUGCAGUUUAUGGUGGAUUGAUGAGCACGAGGGCGAAGGCGAGUGGUGCCGUGGGGAGUGUGAUUGAUGGACGGUUUAGGGAUUUGCAGGAGCAGAGGGGGCUGGGGUUUCCGAUCUUUGCGAGAGAUGUCGGAACAGCGCCUCCUGCUGAGUUGCUCAAGGUGGCGGCGGUCAAUGUGCCAGUCAAACUGCAGACUGAUGAGCAGGACAUGACGAUCAGGCCGGGGGAUUACCUCAUUGGUGAUGUGAAUGGGGUUGUGGUGCUGCCCAAGGAGUUGGCGGAGCAGGCGAUUCCGCUGAUGAAGAAGCAGGUGGAGGCGGAUGAGAAGAUGGCGGUGGAGAUUGCGAAGGGGAUGAGCUUUUCGGAGGCGAGUAAGAUGUUUAGGCUUUGA